AUGGAUGCAAGAUUGCUUUUGGUUACUCAAUCGGGUAGUGUUGAUGCUUUAUAUUCUCUUAUUCAACAGCAUCCAUGUAUUCUUCAAAACGCAGACGUUUUACCUAUCAUGCACACACCUCUCCAUGAAGCUUCAAGUAUGGGGAAGAUAGAUAUGGCAAUGGAAUUGAUGGUUCUUAAGCCAUCUUUUGCCAAGAAAUUAAACUCAGAUGGGUUUAGUCCUUUGCAUCUUGCUAUCGAAACCUGCCAAGCUGAGUUAGCACUAGAGCUAGUUAAGUUUGAUCCGAGUCUUGUUCGUAUCCAUGGAAGAGGAGGUGUGACACCAUUUCAUCUUGUGGCGAAAAACGGUGACGUAGAUCUUCUUACAGAGUUUCUUCUGCUAUGUCCUGAUAGCAUUAGAGAUGUGAAUGUAAAUGGCGAAACCGCAUUACACAUCACGGUAAUAAACGAUAGGUACGAGGAGCUCAAAGUUCUCAGAGGGUGGUUGCAAUUAAUGCGCAAUAUUCAUGCUUCAUCCACCGAGAAUCACGUCCUCAAUAAACGUGACCGUCAAGGCAACACGGCCUUGCACCUAGCCGCAUACAAAAAUAAUCACCAGGCAUGUUCUUAA
Molecule: messenger RNA, 609 nt
Organism: Arabis nemorensis
Lineage: Eukaryota; Viridiplantae; Streptophyta; Magnoliopsida; Brassicales; Brassicaceae
Source: the annotation of a GenBank genome assembly